UAUCACUACGAAAAGCACCCACGGCCAGAACCCUGGGGCCUGGAAAGUUUCUUCUAUUAUUAAUUUACACAAGUUGAAGCUUCGCUAUUUUCUUUGUACCCUUAGUUGCCAUGGCUACUCAAAUCGAGCGGCUUCACUUUGUAUUGUUUCCUUUCAUGGCUCAAGGCCAUAUGAUCCCCAUUAUAGACUUUGCUAGAUUGCUGGCACAACGAGGUCUGAUCAUCACCAUAGUCACAACUCCUCAUAAUGCAGAUCGAUUCAAGACAAUUCUUGGUCGUGCCAUAGAAUCAGGACUCUCUAUCCGUUUAGUUCAACUUUUGUUUCCAUGUGUAGAAUCAGGAUUACCAGAAGGAUGUGAGAGCUUUGACAUGCUGCCUUCACUUGGCCUAGCCAUGAAAUUUUUCCAAGCAGCCAACAAGCUACAAGAGCCAGUACAAAAAUUGUUUGAGGGGCUAAGGCCAAGGCCAAACUGUAUCAUUUCUGACGUGUUGUUGACCUAUACCCUCAACAUUGCUACCCUGUUUCAGAUUCCGAGGGUUGUGUUCUAUCCAGUUUCUUGCUUCUGUCUUCUUUGUAACUAUAAUUUACACCUCUCGAAGAUUCCUGAGCGCAUAACCUCAGAGUCACAUUACUUUUCUCUGCCCAACAUGCCUGAAAAAGUUGAAUUUACAAAACCCCAACUUCUAGGAGUUUCCAAUGAUGCAAACCUGCAAGAAUUUUGUGAACAAACGGUAGAGACUGAUCUAGCAUCCUAUGGCGCGGUCAUUAAUACUUUUGAAGAGCUAGAGCCACCAGAAUAUGUGAGGGAAUACAGGAAGGCAAGAGGAUACAAGGUGUGGUGCAUUGGUCCAGUUUCUUUAUGCAAUAAGGAUGGCUUGGAUAAGGCUGAGAGAGGUAAGAAGGCCUCAGUUGAUGAAUACCAAUGCCUGAGGUGGCUUGAUUCUCAGGAGCCAGGCUCUGUGAUUUAUGCCUGUCUAGGAAGCCUCUCUAAUGUGAUACCCUCACAAUCGAUAGAGCUUGGCUUAGGCUUAGAGGCAUCGAAUAGACCUUUUAUAUGGGUUAUGAGAGGAAGUGAUGCAUCAUCAGAAGUAGAGAAGUGGAUUUUAGAGGAUGGUUUUGAGGAAAGAACAAAAGGAAGAGGCCUUGUGAUCCGGGGUUGGGCUCCCCAAAUAGUAAUAUUGUCACACCGUGCAAUUGGAGGGUUCCUAACUCAUUGUGGAUGGAAUUCAACAAUAGAAGCCAUCACUGCCGGCGUGCCAUUUAUAACUUGGCCGCUAUUUGGAGACCAAUUUUGCAAUGAGAAAUUGGUUGUACAAUUACUUCAAAUUGGAGUAAGGAUUGGAGUAGAGGAGCCAAUGAGCUGGGGAGCAGAAGCGAAAGUUGGAGUGUUGGUGAAGAAGGAAGAUGUUAAAAAGGCUGUAGAAAGGUUGAUGGAAGUAGGAGAGGAAGGGGAAGAGAGACGAAAAAGAGCUAAAAAGCUUGGAGAAAUGGCAGAGAAGGCCCUUGAAGUUGGAGGAUCUUCUCACCUCAACAUUACACAAUUAAUCCAAGAUAUCAUGCAAAUAACUUAUGACAGGAAGGAAACUAGCACAUGAGGUAAACAGGCAAUCUACCUAGCACAUGAGGUAAACAGGCAAUCUAUCUCAAUUAUAAAUGGUUUUUAUUAGAUAUAGCACAAGCACAAUAGGACAAAUUUUGUUCGAAGAUUAUCACUGAAUACAUAUCACACAGUUUACUGCUCUUGUAAUUACUUCAAUUUGCAUAAAAAAACGUAGCAUAAGCAAAUUGCAUACUACAGGACCUGAUAAUCUCCACAAUGAGCUCUGGGAUUGCUUGCAGCCACACAAGUGAGUAACAAUGGCACCUUCCAUUUAAGCCAUCAACCUUAGGCACCUACAAUAGAAGGGAAAAAGUAAGUCUUUGAAGUUAAAAAUUACUUUGACAAAUGAUCUAACAUGAAUCUUUAAGUUAGAAAGAAAAACUACACUUAAAGAUCAGAGUUCUUUGCAAAGGACGUAAUAACUUCACAUGAAUUUGGUACCAAAUUAUAUAAGAUAUCACUAUACGUGGUGAUUGAUCUGUAUUUCUAGUUGGCCUUCUCUGACAUAGCUGAGUUGGAAAAAGCUUAUUUCUAAUAAAGCAAAGCUUGGAAGCAACAUCACUCAUGUUCAUUCGCUUGGAUGGCAAUUCAUCUGAACAAGUGACUCCUAUUUCCAAUAUUGAAUUCAAAAAUUGGUAAAGUAUGUUAUGAUCUCUCUGGCUGCUUGCACUGCAAGUAUGGUUGGAAGUUGUUUCUCCGGUAACUCUUUCCUGAAGAAGAAUGGGAUUGGUGAUCUCAACUACUCGUUCUGGCAAAGCUGCCUUGACAAAAUUGUGAAGGUUCAAACCCUCUUUAAACAUGUUAUCAGUGUGCCCCCUUCCAGUAAACAUCUCCAGCGAGAGGAUGCCAUAGCUAUACGCAUCACCAACCGUUGACACUUCACUUCCCAAGCCAUAUUCUGCCAGUCACUCAUCACAAAUAGCAGUUGCAGAGGAUUAACUACUUGGCAAUUAUUUUAAUUUGUAGCUUUUGAGUUUGUAUUGCUAAAAGGAGGAAUUUAAAAUAACUAUGGAGAUGGCGGGA
Messenger RNA from Durio zibethinus, 2623 nucleotides. The record is from RefSeq and is a predicted model, not a curated record. NCBI's taxonomy places the organism in Eukaryota, Viridiplantae, Streptophyta, Magnoliopsida, Malvales, Malvaceae.